AUGUCCGUUCGUCAGCUUCUCGUUGCCGGAUCUCUGGCCAGCCUGGCCAAGGCCUUGCCUUUCCCCCAGCCUGGCGAGAUCAUGGACAAGUUCUAUCGAGCCCUCGAUGCCAGAUCUACCGUCGACGUCCUUGCCAGAGCGACCGGGGAGACGGUCACCAACCCCAAUCUCGCCGUCUACACCGUCAACGACUACGAUGGAAUCGGCGCCGGAACCGAUUCAUACACCUUCUACAGCGGAGACGGCUCGACUGCCGAUGGCUGGCCUGACCAGUCGCAAUGGGUCUCCUUCAUUGAUAUGUUCAACAACAACAAGAACGCCAUGUUCUCUGGCUGCGACCAGUACGGCGUCGCCGACGACAGCGGCCCCGAGGUGGGCAGUAUCUGGAACGCCAUCGAGCAGGUCGCCGCCGAGACGUACGUCGACCACCGCUUCAUCCUGGCCGUCAUCAUGCAGGAGUCGACCGGCUGCGUCCGUGUGCCGACCAGCUACGGCUCCGUUCCCAACCCGGGUCUGAUGCAGGACCACGACGGAUCGGCCACCUGCAACUACGGCAACGGCGAUGUGGUGAACCCUUGCCCGCAAGACACCAUCACCCAGAUGGUGAGCGAAGGAACUGCCGGUACAACCACCGGCGACGGCCUGGCCAACUGUCUGAACUAUGCUCCUGCCGGAGCAGGCGCCCAGGCCUUCUACCAGGCCGCCCGGAUCUACAACUCGGGCUCGAUCGACCCCAGCGGUGACCUGGGUAAGGGUGUUGCCACGCACUGCUACGCCUCGGACAUUGCCAACCGCUUGACCGGAGCAGCAGCUUUUGGUCCUUCUGGUAUAGUGGUCACCACUUUCGGCAAGAAUGUUGAUAUACUCUUUUUGGAAAGCAAGCAAUUAUCGACAGCGAUCACUAUUAUAAUUUUCCCGGACUGCCAGAAUGGCUUUCUCGCCGUGUGGGAUGGAUAUGCUUUUGUUGCCGAAAUUUGCGUGCAUGUACCCCUCGAGCAGUCGCUAACAUCCACAACAAUGUCAUUACCAGACACUGUCUCCGAUAAUUUAGAACUACCAUCUCCGCCAACCUUCCCCCUCCCCGAGAGGCCGAAGCUAUGCUGGUCAAACGACCAUCAUCGGACCCCAGCACUCAUCAAACGCCGCGUCUGGACAUUCCGGCAUCCCGAAUUCGGCGAGAUGACUCGCCCCUACUACGUCUGCACCACGUGCGACAACUCCAAGACCAACGUCAACCGCAACUGCGGCUACCCGCGCGGCUUCAUCACCUGGGACGACGACGUCGGCCUGCACCCCGACAACCCCAAAUGCUACUGCGGGUUCCCGAGUCGCCAGGACCGGAAGUGCAGGAAGACGGGCUUGUUCGGCGACGACGGGUUCUGGGUCUGCGCGUCGGGCGGCUGUCGCUAUUACUCCGAUGAGAAGGAGGGCGUGCCCUAUGAGGAGGCCAAGUACUGGCCUGAUUAUGAUGAAUUUCGUCCCCAUCUUUUGCAUGGAAUGCCGGCUUUUUGUUGA
Rasamsonia emersonii CBS 393.64 is the source of this 1515-nucleotide messenger RNA. RefSeq lists its product as uncharacterized. Bases 1 to 1515 code for a protein of 504 amino acids. The record is from RefSeq and is a predicted model, not a curated record. NCBI's taxonomy places the organism in Eukaryota, Fungi, Ascomycota, Eurotiomycetes, Eurotiales, Trichocomaceae. The transcript is spliced from 8 exons.